UAUGAACGUCGGUACACAUGUUAAUGAUGAUUGCGUAACAGAAUUCAAUAAACUCAAAUUGGGAAAAUAAUAUAGAUAUUUGACCUUUAAAUUAAACACUGAUACAAAUUAAGUGAUUAUUACAAUUUUAAUAUUAGAUUGUUGUUGAUUAAAUUGGAGCAAGAGAUAGCACCUAUGCUGAAUUUGUUAGUCAUCUUUAAAAUGAAGUAUAUAUUAUUUACUAUUUAUUUUUAGUCACGAUAUGCAGUUUACGAUUAUCAAGCAUAAACUGAUGACGUUCCACCAAGAUAAGUUGAAAAAUUAGUAUUCAUAUUUUGGUCUCCAGAUGCUAAUUAGCCUGUUAAAUAAAAGAUGUCAUAUGCUGCAGGAAAAGAAGCAUUAAAGAAGAAAUUGAAUGGUUUAUCAAAAGAAAUCUAAGCUAAUGAUCCAUCUGAAGUUGAAGAAGCAGAAAUGCGUAAAUUGGUAUUGAAUUGAA
Paramecium pentaurelia is the source of this 475-nucleotide messenger RNA. The record is from the annotation of a GenBank genome assembly. Lineage: Eukaryota; Ciliophora; Oligohymenophorea; Peniculida; Parameciidae.